AUGAAUGUGCUCAUUGUAGUUUCAACUUCGAUCCCUCAGUGCUACAAGCGCCUGAUAGCCAUAAACAAGCAACGACAAAGUAAGGCGUCGUCUUCUACUGUACCAGGCAAGCAGCAGUUGUAUUUUGAGAGCAAAAUCCGCUGUCCAGCCUAG
Molecule: messenger RNA, 153 nt
Organism: Chondrus crispus (carragheen)
Lineage: Eukaryota; Rhodophyta; Florideophyceae; Gigartinales; Gigartinaceae
Exons: 1
Coding region: 1-153 (50 amino acids)
Source: RefSeq, a predicted model, not a curated record